Molecule: messenger RNA, 952 nt
Organism: Portunus trituberculatus (swimming crab)
Lineage: Eukaryota; Metazoa; Arthropoda; Malacostraca; Decapoda; Portunidae
Product: pro-resilin-like
Exons: 2
Coding region: 111-410 (99 amino acids)
Cellular component (GO): extracellular matrix
Source: RefSeq, a predicted model, not a curated record
UGCUGCUGCCUGAGAGUAUAUAAAGCAGAGGCGUAAGAAAGAAUGGCAUCAGUCUCUCGCCAGCAUUUGCAAGGAUCGCAUCUCCCAGCAACACUCACCGCUCCGUCAACAUGAAGGUCCUGUUGCUCCUGGCCGCCCUGACUGCUGCCGCCAUCGCCGCGCCACAACACCUUGGGAACGACUACGAAUACGCACCAGCAGAAUACAAUUUCGCCUAUUCAGUGAAUGCAGCUGACCCUUACAACAACCCAGUUAGGUUCGGUCACCAAGAGGGGCGUGAAGGUGCCUAUACCUCCGGUACAUACUAUGUUCUUCUGGCUGACUCCCGCCUCAUGACAGUCAACUACUACGCUGAUGAGACUGGAUUCCACCCCACCUACACCUUUGAGGGCCAAGCGCAGUACUACUAAAAAGAAGCAGCCUCUGUAGGAGAAGGAAUCUGUUUGAACCUUAGGCAUCCUAUUUUAUUCUUCCACGGGUGAAAACACGAGCAGACGCUUUUCGCAUCUUAUCGCCAUGAAUUACGUAUGACCUUUUCUUUCUUCUUUUAUUUUCUUCAUCCUUUAUCUUUAUCUAAUCUCUUUUGUUAUAUCACCUGCAGGCAUAAUGUAUUAAGUUCUACUCCUAUCGUGGUUAUAAUUUUUCUUGUGGUGAACUACUAUUACCUGUUUCGUGCCUCUAUCGUCCAUCUAUUUCACCUGUUUCAUCUGUCACGUGGCGAAAUGAUUGAUUAAGUAUCCCCCUCACCUGGAUAUUGUUUUCUGUGACUCCUCUCAAAACUCUCCUACCUAGUCAUUAUCAUUAAUUCAUAUAUUUAUGUAUCAUUACGCUUUUCAGAAGAGUUUAUAUAUUUUCUUUACAGAGUAUGUUUAGUUAAAUAUAGUUUUGUAUCUUUUCUAUAAGAAUGUAUACGUAUAUUUUUGCAUUGUUUUUUUUUUCACAAAUAAAUAUA